Puntigrus tetrazona (Sumatra barb) is the source of this 1023-nucleotide messenger RNA. RefSeq names its product stathmin 1a (gene stmn1a). Gene Ontology annotation, biological process: microtubule depolymerization; regulation of microtubule polymerization or depolymerization; neuron projection development. Gene Ontology annotation, molecular function: tubulin binding. The transcript has 5 exons. The record is from RefSeq and is a predicted model, not a curated record. Gene Ontology annotation, cellular component: neuron projection; cytoplasm. The coding region runs from base 173 to 619 and encodes 148 amino acids. Lineage: Eukaryota; Metazoa; Chordata; Actinopteri; Cypriniformes; Cyprinidae.
AGCGCAGCCAAUGGGCGGCGGGAACAUGUCGUGACGACAUAAAUUCGAUCCUUUUAUGCGCGAACUUGACCUGCGUUGAAGUGAGAAAACGGCGCGAGGCGAGCUUUGUCAUCAUUGAAAGCUGGGUCUUUUUGUCCGAAGGCACACCUCAACAAUCUAGUCUUCUGCAACAAUGGCAUCUGCAAGCGAUAUUCAGGUGAAGGAGCUGGACAAGCGUGCCUCGGGACAAGCCUUUGAGGUCAUCCUUGCGAGUCCCACUCCAGAUGCCAAGGGUGAGUUCCCUCUCUCCCCUCCGAAGAAGAAGGACCUUUCCUUGGAGGAGAUCCAGAGAAAACUAGACGCUGCAGAAGAGAGACGCAAGUCUCAUGAAGCCGAGGUUCUGAAACACUUAGCAGAGAAGCGCGAGCAUGAGAAGGAGGUGCUUCAGAAAGCUCUGGAAGAAAACAACAAUUUCAGCAAGAUGGCAGAAGAGAAACUGAACCAGAAAAUGGAAGCCAACAAAGAAAACCGCUCGGCCAUCAUGGCGGCCAUGAACGAGAAGUUCAAAGAAAAGGACAAGAAGCUGGAAGAGGUUCGAAAAAACAAAGAGAACAAAGAGGUCAGCUGUGAAGAAAACUGAAACCCACAGUUAUGGGGCCUUCUGAUGGGUGUUUUUUACUUAUCCAAAGAUAUUUUUCAUGUUCACACGAGAGUAAGACGUGUCGUUGUGGGUCCAUGUUCAGAAAACGAGUGCAGCUAUCUGUGUGUGUGUGUGUAGCAGUGGUUUUACACCCUGGUUAACUCUCCUUCACUUAACGGUGUGCUUUGCCGUCUGAUAUUAGUCUUCUCAAGCUGGUACGUACUUAACAUGAGGUGUAGUCUAUUUCUUGAGCUUUUUGCUUUUCUUGGUUACGAGCUUGCUUGUGUGUUAUCGCUUCAAGCGUAUAGACUGUUCAUAGUUUAGACCUGAAUGCAAAAAUUGGCAAUACACGUUGACCUCUUUGACCAGUUAGCGGUUGUACCAAAUAAAAGUACUUAAACCAA